Molecule: messenger RNA, 2469 nt
Organism: Physcomitrium patens
Lineage: Eukaryota; Viridiplantae; Streptophyta; Bryopsida; Funariales; Funariaceae
Source: RefSeq, a predicted model, not a curated record
AUGCGUAGUAAGUUUCAGUCUGGCCAAGUUGAAGGUAGAGGGGUAUAUACUUUUCGUGUGAACGGAGAGUUAUGCCAUCACAUUGGAAAUUUACAACCUGAUUUAGACGAAGGUGCUAGAUUUGCACAAAUUUAUUUCUUGGAUGAUGGUUUACAAACAAAUCGUCGUAUGGAGAUUUUUGAUGAUCUUCAUCGUGAUGUUGUUAACAACAUUCAAGAAGUUUUAGAAUCCAUAAAUGCGUUGGUUCGUGGUUUUAAGUCUUCGCGUGAUGUUCUUCAAAGGGGACAAAACAUGGGACUUCGUAUCUCCGAGUGCUAUCAGGGGGUCGUAGAUGCUUUGCAGGAAGACAAUGGAGCACGCAUUGGGCGUCGCAUUGUCUUACCUGCAACAUUCAUUGGUUCCCCCCGAUACAUGCAAAAAUUCUUUCAUGAUAGUAUGGUUUUGGUUAGAGUUUUAGGAAAACCCGAUUUGUUUGUGACAAUGACAUGUAAUCCGACCUGGCCUGAGAUUCUUGAUGAGCUUGAGCCAAGUCAAAGUCCUCCUGAUCGUCCAGAUAUUGUUGUGUGUGUUUUCGAGCUCAAGUUAAGAGCAUUGAUGGAUGAGAUUAUGAAGAAGAAUGUCAUGGGAGAGACAAUUACUUUUUGUUACACUAUUGAGUUUCAAAAACGUGGUCUUCCUCAUGCACACAUUCUUCUUUGGUUGAAAGACAAGGUCAAUGACUGUGACCUUGUAGAUAGGAUAAUAUGUGCGGAGAUUCUCGAUUUAGAUAGACAACCGCAAUUGUAUGCCGCGGUUGCCAAGCACAUGAUGCAUGGACCAUGUGGUUUGGACAAUCCCAAUUGUCCAUGCAUGGAAGACGAUAGAUGUACAAAGAACUAUCCGAUGCAAGCUCGAGAUACUACCGAGGUGGAUGGUGACGGACAUGUUUUGUACCGUCGUCGAAAUCAAGGUCGAUAUAUCGAGAAACGUGUACGUGGACAAAUUGUCCGUUUAGACAAUCGAUGGGUUGUGCCAUACAAUCCAUAUUUGAUAGGUCGGUUUAAUUGUCACAUUAAUGUGGAAAUUUGCAGUUUUGUAAAAACUGUCAAAUACCUCCACAAGUAUAUUUUUAAAGGUCCAGAUCGUGGUGUUGUAGAAACAGAUGAAGUGGUAGAUGAGAUUAAGGAUUUCUUGGAGGGUCGUUAUGUGGCCGCCCAAGAAGCAUGUUGGAGGCUCUUUGGUUUUGAAACUAAUAAUAAGAGCCAUAAUAUUUGUCGUUUGCCUGUUCACCUUCCCGGUCAGCAAUAUGUUACUUUUAAGGAAGGAACAACUUUGCACUCGGUGAUUGAUCAAAAUGCUGAGACUAAACUCAUCAAGUUUUUUGAGCUUAAUUGCCAUAUUCGUGCCUUAAUUGCUUCUGGCAAUCAAGGCAACCAUAUGCUUCUUCGUUACAUGGAUCUUCCACUCUAUUACAAGUGGGAUGUGAAGAAUAACAUGUGGAAAAGAAGAGUACGUAAGAUAAAAGUUUUUGGUCGGAUAAACAUGGUUCCCAUAGGUACCGAAGUAUUUUACUUGCGUUUGUUGUUGACUCAUGUCGAGGCACCAACUUCAUUUGAGGACCUACUUUGUUUUCAUGAUAUAGUGCAUCCAACGUACAAGGCCGCUUAUAUUGCAAGAGGACUUUUACAAGAUGAUUCUGAAUGGGAAAAUUGUCUGCAAGAGGCAACUGUCAUUGCGUUGCCUAAACAAGUUCGACGGUUGUUUGCAACACUUCUUGUGUUUAGACAACCGCUAGAUCCUCUUAGCUUACUAAAGACACAUCUUGAUGCUAUGUCUGAUGAUUGGCGCAAUGAUCAAAAUUGCUAUUGCAAAGCAAUUUUGUCCAUUGAAGAAUAUUUGUCAUCAUCAGACAAACAUCUUAUAGAUUUUUUUAAUAUUGAAGAAUUGAAUGAGUUUGGUUAUUCAAACAUUGUUGAUGUUGGCGGUGAUUCCAAUGACAAUAUUGAUUUUGAUAACCAAAACAUUACUUUUCUAGAGGAGGAUGUAGGUAGGCUCAACGAAGAACAAUACAUUGUUUUUAAUGCGGUGACCACUGCCGUUUUAAAUUCUGAUUUUCCAGAUCGGCUUUUCUUUUUAGAUGGUCCUGGUGGUACAGGUCAACCGGACUUUCAACGAUUUUUGUUAGAUGUCGGUGAGGGCAAAACCGGUUCAAAGGUAGAUUUACCGCUAGGAUUAGUUGCUCCUGGAAAUUCUUUAGAUGGUCUCAUUGAUGCUAUUUUUGAUGAUCCGGUUGAUUUUUCUGAGUGCGUCAUUUUGGCUGUCAGGAAUGAUGAUGCCCAAGAAAUCAACCGAAAAAUCACCGAUCGUAUACCUGGUGAUAUGUUGAGAACAAUAGGCAUGGCGGGUAAGAAGUGCCACCUGGCGGGAGGGAGGGAGGGAGGGAGGGAGGGGGGGGCCAAAUGCAGGACGCCUGCCUGCCAGCCUGCCUGA